AUGUCUACUGAAACUGCUUUGUCUUACGCUGCUUUGAUUUUGGCUGAUGCUGACGUCGAAAUUACUUCUGAAAAGUUAAUUACUUUGACUGAAGCUGCUAACGUUCCAGUUGAAGGUAUCUACGCUGAUAUCUUUGCCAAGGCGUUGGACAACCAAAACUUGACCAACUUGAUGGUUAACUUCUCAUCUGGUGCCGCUGCCCCAGCCGGUGUCUCUGCCUCUGGUGCCGCCGCUGGUGGUGCUGCUGGUGAAGCUGCUGAAGAAAAGGAAGAAGAAGCUAAGGAAGAAUCCGAUGAUGACAUGGGUUUCGGUCUUUUCGAUUAA
Naumovozyma castellii is the source of this 324-nucleotide messenger RNA. RefSeq names its product ribosomal protein P1 (gene RPP1A). The record is from RefSeq and is a predicted model, not a curated record. The transcript has a single exon. Lineage: Eukaryota; Fungi; Ascomycota; Saccharomycetes; Saccharomycetales; Saccharomycetaceae. The coding region runs from base 1 to 324 and encodes 107 amino acids.